This is a messenger RNA of Sparassis crispa, 1386 nucleotides long. RefSeq lists its product with no specific name. The record is from RefSeq and is a predicted model, not a curated record. The transcript has a single exon. NCBI's taxonomy places the organism in Eukaryota, Fungi, Basidiomycota, Agaricomycetes, Polyporales, Sparassidaceae. Bases 1 to 1386 code for a protein of 461 amino acids.
AUGCCAUCUUUCGACGACAGCGACGACGUCUACGGAGCCACCAGCUCUCGUUUUCUCUCGAUAGGCUCGACCAAGGCCCCACGCAAGUCGCCAUCUCGCCAAAGUCUGAGCAUCCACGCGCGCCGCUCGACAGCAUCCCUGCGCGGAUCGAGCCUCGCGCAGACACUAGACGACGAUGCAGCAAACGGCCGGCACUCGCUCGCCCAUGAACUCGCAGUGGCACUCAUGCCAGAACCGAGCGCAGGCUCGAAGCUCUUAGCGGAGGAGUUUGGAAUCGAGUACGAUGAGGGCGCCGAGGGCAUCGACGAGGGCCACCACGCGCAGAACAGCGAGCUGGACGUCAACGGAGGGCCCUCUUUCCGCGCGGAGCUCGAGCUCGGGCCCGACCCGUCACAGCUGAACGGCAUCCACGACGCACCGCCCUUCGCUGCGGACGCGCCGGCCGACAUCGAUCCCGUCUUCGAGAGCACUACGCCUUCACCGAAGCAGCGAAAGCAGCCGGAGCAGGACCCAAUGGUCAUUCUUGCGCAGGACCUGGAAUACACCGAGAAAUUUCUAUCGCAGCUGCGGCGGCUCGAUGCGGACCACGGCGGGCCUACGGCACAGCCGACGCUCGAGACGCUCGCGUCGGACAUGAUUCGGCGUAUCAAUGACACCGUACGUGACCGAGAAGGGCAGGUGCGCGAGCUGCUUGAGUACGAGCGCGAGUUCCGGCGCAUCGCUGGCGAGGUCGGCGGGAACGACGUGCUUGGACAGCUGGACGAGCUAGAGGACCUCAUUGACGAGCCGCUACGGGAAGAGCCCCGCGCACAAUCACAUACAUUAGAUGCGAUACAGGAGGAGUCUACGUCGAGCAUCCACCUGCCAAGCACGAAUGACUGGGAGGUCGAUCCCGAGCAGGACCGGCUCGGCGAAGAGGACGAGGACGAAGAAGACGAAGAGUCCGUAUACUAUCCCCAGCCCACCAAGACUGAAUUUCCGCCACCACCCCCGCUGAGCGGCCCUCCAACGCCCGCAAACACCAUCCCCCAGCUCGUUCACCUACGCACAUUCACGUCAUCCGCUGCCACAUCGCUCGCGACGAUAUCGGAGCACACCCAAGUAAAUGCGGCGGCGACGACGGAGGCUGGACGGAAGAUUCGCGCGUUGAAGAAUAAGCUCGGCGGGUGGCGGGUGGAAUGGGACAGCGCGGAACGCAGUCGGGUGAAGAUCGACAAGUGGGAGGCGGGCAUAGACAUCGAAGCUGCAUCGCCGGUGAUGCGCUCGCACAGUGCACGGCGGAUUGACGGGCGGAAACUCGUACAGGAACAUCUGCAGGCGUUCGAAAAGGCGCUGAUGGAGGCGAAUAUGAAGACACAGGCUAUAAUGACCUCUGUCGCUGCGUGA